UUGUCAUGGCAAUCUGAUACUAUUGCCAAGACGGAUUGAUUUGGGGACUGCAAGAGCCGAUAUACGAGUUCCCAUACCGCCGAGAAUCACCGCAGCUACAAUACAUCAUCUGUAUCCGGCUGCAAGAUCUCCGGUGAAAUUUUGAACGGAGCAGCACACCAAGAAAAUCUUGCCCGAACCGUUGUCCGUACUCGGAAGCAUUUUGUGAAGGACAACACGUUGCCGAUCAAGGAGGAGAAAUAGACUGUCACGACGCGCAGCCGCCUGUCGUGGCCAGCUAAAUAUGCUCUUUCACGUCGAGCUUAAAAGUGGUGUUCCAUGUUUGCCCCGCGUGAAAUCGUCACCCGCACAACAGGUGAAAGUCCUCUUCUUCGCGUCAUGCCGAGAGAUGGCGGGGACCAAGGAGACCUCCCUCGAGCUGCCCGGAGACAGCUCUUCGAUCGCCCAGCUCAGGGAGCACAUCGUUGAGAAGCUGCCGGGCCUCCAGCCGGUGGCCGCCACGGUGACUCUGGCCCUGAACCAGGAGUACCUAGACCCCGAACAAGACGCCACCCUCAAGGAAGGCGACGAGGUAGCCUUCAUACCGCCCAUCAGCGGAGGGUGAGCUUGCCUUCUUCCCGCCCAUCGGCUCUUCCUUAGUAGAACGCGGAGGCACCGUGUAGAUCGCGUUGGUAGCGCUCUUGGUUCGAAGGGGCGUUCGCGAGCCUGCGGUGGGGGGGGAAAGAGAUCAGCGAGGGGGAUACAUGUUCGAUUGUCCUUGUAGACACCUGCCAGAACUAGAAGUGCUGUCCACGCUCGCAAUAGUACUGCGAAAUCCUUGCCACACCGCCGUAAAACAGGUUUUUGUUCCGGCUGCUGUUUUAGCACGGGAACGCCGGGGGUGGUUCAAAGCGAUUCUCGGUGGCGGAUCUGAUACCACCCCGUCGUUAUUGGCGAGGGGUGGAAGUUUUUAACACAUCUGU
This is a messenger RNA of Ectocarpus siliculosus, 962 nucleotides long. The record is from the annotation of a GenBank genome assembly. NCBI's taxonomy places the organism in Eukaryota, Phaeophyceae, Ectocarpales, Ectocarpaceae.